Nematocida minor is the source of this 807-nucleotide messenger RNA. RefSeq lists its product as uncharacterized. The record is from RefSeq and is a predicted model, not a curated record. Bases 1 to 807 code for a protein of 268 amino acids. Lineage: Eukaryota; Fungi; Microsporidia. The transcript has a single exon.
AUGAACAAAGCAAUAGCUAUGGGACAAAAACUGCUGAGGAGGUUCUUCAAGGCAAAAGAGGGCCCCAUGAAAAAAAGCGAAGUGCAGCUGGUGCUGAAAAACAUCCACAUAAUAGUGUCCACGCAGCAGGAAAAUAGAAGAAAGAUGCGGAAAAACCAGCUGAGAAAGACAGAUCUCAAUCCUGCAAGAAGAAAGAGAGCGGCAGAAAGCAUCAGCAAUGAGCACAGAGAAUCUGCUGCGGGAGAUGAAAGUGCCCCAGAAGUAGCCUCCACUGAAAAGAUAGAAAAAACAGAAGAUCAUCAUCAGAGAAGCAGCAGCAUGGCACAGAGCAAUGCUCAAAAUAGCACACACAGCAGUAUAGAGAAAAGAGCCAAUAGCUUGCACACAAACUUCAUUGCACAAAAUGAAAAAAACAGCACACAGCCAUCUCUAGAGACAGAUUCUAGUCUGCAAAAAGUUCACCAAAAUAUAAAUAGUUCUAGCACAGCAGAUAGCUUCAAGCAAUUUUCUGCUAUAAAUCAGCUAGAAAGUGCGAAGAGUGAUAGAGUGCAGAGCGCAGAACAGAAGGCACCUAUGUUUAACAUGACUGGGUCUCUGAGUGAGAUACUAAAGAGCAAUGCACUUAGGAACACGUCUAAAGAAGAGACAGCAAGUCAAAAAGAGACAGAGUCUUUGCCAGACAGCAUGAAAGAUAGCUUAGAGUUCGAUGAAAAGUCAAAGUCCCUUUACACGUUUGAAAUAAAAGAGCAGGAAAAAGAAGAAGUGCAGGGAAAUGUGCCUUCAUACAGUUUUACUUUGAAAGAGUAA